UUCACAAAUGUCAGCGGCCAAAUGCCAAGCUAACCAAAAUCCUGGCCCCCUAGUUCGAACGCCUGCUCUCCCAAUUUGGGAGGUUAUUGAAGUUCAUUUCCAGAGGCGGCCACGCCCUUGUAAAAACCAAACUGUCAAAGACCACACCUACUUAGCAAACAACAGCUGUCAUUGGCUGUUAGUGGUUGCCAGGGGCGUUCAUUUCCGGUAUUGCAGAGGCUGGAAUUUCAGGUUCAUCGUUGACAGGAUAGCAAGAAAGUGAACCGUCCUGUCAGCGGCCUCAAGCAACAUAUCCAUCAUUAACCUGUAUUCGUGCAAGUUGUUGUAUGUCUAAACUCAGAGACAAGGAUGACCGAGAGCUCAGCAAAUAAACCGGCAAAUGGAGAAGUGUGUCAUCGAACAACAAAUGGGGUUAAACCAUGCAGAAACGGCUUCGUGAAGAAUCAUCACCAUUAUCAGCAGCAGCACCACAAGUCCUGCUACCUCGAAGAGAAGAUUCACCAUAGGACAUCCAAUGGAGGUCUGUACAGCAGGCCAUUCCUCGAAUCAUUUGAGGAAACGCCUAUGCUGGUGGCGGUUCUUACGUACAUGGGAUACGGAAUCCUCACCAUCUUUGGGUAUCUGAGGGACUUCCUGAGGGACUGGAAGAUUGAGAAAUGUCACAUCGCCCGAGAGAGGGAGGAACAAAAGGACUUUGUUCCACUUUAUCAAGACUUUGAGAACUUCUACACAAGAAAUUUGUACAUGAGGAUACGAGACAGCUGGAACCGGCCAAUAUGCAGUGUCCCGGGGGCCAAGGUGGACCUCAUAGACCGGGUCUCUCACGACUACAACUGGACCUUUGAAUACACGGGGCGAGUGGUGAAGGACGUCAUCAACAUGGGCUCCUACAACUACCUGGGCUUCGCCGAGAACACGGGCAGGUGCGCCGAGGCCGCCGCCGCCGUCACGCGCGAGUACGGCGUGGGAGUGGCCAGCACGCGGCAGGAGAUGGGUAACUUGGACAGACACAAGGACCUGGAGGAGUUGGUGGCGAGGUUUCUGGGCGUGGAGUCGGCCAUGGUGUUCGGCAUGGGUUUCGCAACCAACUCCAUGAACAUACCUGCCAUCAUCGAAAAGGGCAGUCUGAUUCUGAGUGACGAGCUUAACCACGCCUCCCUGGUGUUGGGAGCCCGGCUGUCUGGGGCCACUAUCCGUGUCUUCAAGCACAACAAUAUGCAGAGCUUGGAGAAGCUUCUGAGAGACGCCAUCAUCCACGGGCAACCAAGAACACGCCGACCCUGGAAGAAGAUUCUCAUUGUGGUGGAGGGGAUCUACAGCAUGGAGGGCUCGGUGGUGCGUCUGCCCGAGGUCGUGGCCCUCAAGAAGAAGUACAAGGCUUACCUGUACCUGGACGAGGCCCACAGCAUCGGGGCCCUGGGGCCCCACGGCCGCGGCGUGGUCGACUACUUCGGUCUGGACCCCCGCGACGUCGACAUCAUGAUGGGCACGUUCACCAAGAGCUUCGGGGCCGCCGGAGGCUACAUCGGUGGCAGGAAGGAGUUGAUGGAUUACCUGCGCACACAUUCUCACAGCGCUGUGUACGCCACCUCCAUGUCUCCGCCCGUCGUGGAACAAAUCAUCACUUCUAUGAAGUGCAUUAUGGGUGAAGAUGGCACCACAAUAGGCCGUGAGCGAGUGAAGCAGCUGGCGGAGAACACAGCCUACUUCCGGCGGAGACUGCUGGAGUUGGGCUUCAUCACCUACGGCAACAGCGACUCACCUGUGGUUCCCAUGAUGCUCUACAUGCCGGCCAAGAUUGGGGCCUUUGGUCGGGAGAUGCUGAAGAGGAACAUCGGCGUGGUGGUCGUAGGCUUCCCCGCCACCCCAAUCAUCGAGUCCAGAGCUCGCUUCUGCAUAUCCGCCGCCCACACCAAAGCAAUGCUGGACCUGGCCCUGGAGAAAAUCAGUGAAGUGGGGGACUUGCUCCAGCUGAAGUAUUCGCGGCACAGAACACGGCCAGCCGUGGAGCGGCCCUUCAUCGAGACCACAUACGAGGAGAGCGAGGACUGAUCAAAUCAAUAGUUUGAUUGAUCGAUCGGUUGAUUGAUCGAGCACCUCUCCGGCCUCAGACCAAACCUGCACUGCGCCCUCAUCCCGAGCUCUCUCCGGAGAGGAGAGAGUUACUGAACCACUCAAUAAAUGUAAUUUCUUUUCUUUUUCCCGGUCCUCCUUACUCCUAACCUGCACACAGAUUCUACCGAUGACCCUACUGAGGUCUGGGGAUGGUGAACAGUGGUCUGUCAUGUUUGUAUGUUUGUUUGUUUGUUUGUUUGUUUGUUUGUGUGUUUAUCAUCUAUCUCUCUCUCUGUUCACCAUUUUAACAUGCAUUUACUUUUUUACCUGUAAGCAAGGAAUUUAAUGUUGGGACUGUCUGCAUCUUAUGGCUUCUGUGUGCCUGUGUGUGUGUGUGUGUGUGUGUGAGAGAGAGAGAGUUUGAGUGUGAGACAGAGUGAGAGUGUAGGCAGACUACCAGGACACCAUUUCUGUGCUUAGAGAAGGAAAAACAAACUCUCGUUGGUCACUGCCUUCUGGUUUGCCUCAUACACCCCCCCCCCCCUCUCUCUCUCUCUCUCCUCGUUCACCGGUCUUUCCUCAAACCCAUCUCUGUGCACUGAAAACACCAUUGGAUUAAGUGGGAACAGACCGGAGAACAUAGUACUGGAGAGCCCCAGGGAUCUGGUCUCUGAGGACCACCCCAGCCCCCCCCCUCCCUUCACCACCAGCACCUUGCCCCCCCCCCCCCCCCCCCCCUCCAUUGCUGUGGCGAUCCCCUCCCUUAAAUCACUCCCUGAGAUCCCCCUUCUCUCCUCUCGGGAUUUGGCCCUGUUGUUUUUCUUUCCACAGCCUUUGCAUAACAACCAGGAAUCAGUGUCUUACUUGAACCUCAAUAUGGUUUCUCUGACUAGUGAUCUAUUUAUUUUUGUACAGUGAUAGAAAUCACUGCGGGGCGGCGCUGGUAAUGUCUUUGGCCAAUCCGUGCACAGCGCUGGUGAUGUCUUAGGCCAAUCCGUGCAAAGCUCUGCGCUUCUGUCAGAUUUUCAACUCGAAGGAGAUUCAUGAACUUUUGUGCAGGGACAAGACCUUCUGUUCAUUCCCAGAUUUUAUUAUUAUUAUUAUUAUUAUGCCGUUACUUUUCAUUAUAAUUGUCUUAAAAUAGGUCUUGGUUGAUGUUCACUGUUGAAUACUAAGCUUAAUUGCGCACGAGCAGUCUCUUGAGUUUUAUCUUAGGAUAAUCUGUUGUCUAUCUCCUUUUUUAACCUUUAUUGUGUAUAUUUUCAUUUGGUUUAUAGCUUUUGGUUUUUAUAUAUAUAUAGCUUUGACCAGUGAUAGUAUAGACUGCCCCCAAGGCCACCUCCAGACUAUCUCUCCGAAGUCUCUGGUCUGGUGAGGAACACGUGCCACCACUGUCUGUGUCAAGAUGGCAGGGAUCUCCGAAAAAAACAAAUCGCCUCCUGUGUUUAGAUCUGUCCAGUUUGUGUGGUUUUGUCUCUGAUGUACAGAUUUAUUUAUUGUUUUAUCUCUUUUUUUUUAUGUCUUAUUUGGGGAGUAAAAAAAAGUACAUUGUUUCUCUAAGGCAGCUCCAGAAUGUCCUCAACAAUGCACGUUUACACUGCACGCUCGUCAGUGCCAGUACUACUGAUGAGUAUUCCUCGUUAGAAGAGAGAAAAAACAACAACAACAACAACAACAACCCUUUGUAAUCCUCAACAAGCGCAUGUAUGACGUACUCACUGAGGCUGCUAGUUUACGAUGAAAACAAACAAACAAAAAAAAACGGUGCUGAUCUGUACUUGAUACACUAUGUUUCGUGGCUUUAGUGGCUUGUCUGUCUGAACGUCAUCCAUUCCAGAUUGUGUUUGAGAUAUCCAACUUGGGAAAAAUAAUACCCCUAACCCCUUUGACCAAAACAUAAAAAAAAAGGAUGAAUGUUGAUUGUCAAAUGUCAGAUGUGUUUCUUUCUUUUUUGGAGUUGUAUUUUCAUUUCUAUCUAUUUAGUUUUGAUAAGAGAAGUUAUCAAAACAUUCACCAGGCAAGGACAAGGAUUUUUACUUGCCAAUAAGUAUGCAUUGGUCAGAUCAGUAGUUUAAGGGGAAAGCUUUCCAGCUUGGUAAACACGUGUGCAAGCUUUUCAGCUUGGUAGACGUGUGUAUGUAUUGAAAAAGGACAUCUAAUCAUGUUUGACUGGACCUGGAAGAAGACAUGGAUAACCAUAUUUAGUCUUAUGUUUUAUUAAAGUGAUGUCUAUUAUUUUUCUCUCCCUUUUGACCUGAAUAACACUUGGUUCUGUCCAUUUAUGUUAUGGGAAUUUCUGGUCUGCAUAAAAGCAGUGGUGUCAUAGCCAGACAGCUUUAUCAAUACAUGUGCUGUAACACAUAACAUGGGUUUGCUACCAGUAGUAACAAUGGUAGACCUACUUUCUCGAUCAAAGUGCACUGUUCCCUAGAUAUCAGCACUGUUCACUCCUUCCAGGACAUUAAAAUAUGACUAAAACAUCA
Sardina pilchardus (European sardine) is the source of this 4538-nucleotide messenger RNA. RefSeq names its product serine palmitoyltransferase, long chain base subunit 2a (gene sptlc2a). Gene Ontology annotation, biological process: sphingosine biosynthetic process; ceramide biosynthetic process. Lineage: Eukaryota; Metazoa; Chordata; Actinopteri; Clupeiformes; Clupeidae. The record is from RefSeq and is a predicted model, not a curated record. Bases 349 to 2052 code for a protein of 567 amino acids. Gene Ontology annotation, cellular component: serine palmitoyltransferase complex. The transcript is spliced from 12 exons. Gene Ontology annotation, molecular function: pyridoxal phosphate binding; serine C-palmitoyltransferase activity.